This is a messenger RNA of Lemur catta (Ring-tailed lemur), 1309 nucleotides long. Its product is annotated as trypsin-like. Gene Ontology annotation, molecular function: serine-type endopeptidase activity. The record is from RefSeq and is a predicted model, not a curated record. NCBI's taxonomy places the organism in Eukaryota, Metazoa, Chordata, Mammalia, Primates, Lemuridae. Gene Ontology annotation, biological process: proteolysis. Bases 478 to 1224 code for a protein of 248 amino acids. The transcript has 7 exons.
GGAGAGCUAUUCAUAUAAGCCAGGCAGCUGUUAAUAAUGAACCUGAUUUCCUUGUGCCUCAAAUCGGUCAUCGGUGGCAUUGAUUCUUCUCAGACCUGGGUCAUUAGCAAAUCAGCUGUCUGGACCUCUGUGUUCUCAAAUCAGAGAUGUCAGAGAUUCCUUACUACAGUUCAUAUGAGCUCUGAGGCUGCGCUUUGGAGAACAUUUGCUACUCAACUGUGCAUCUACUAUGGAGUGCCACAUCAAGAGCAUGUCUCAACCCCUUAACUGCAAAUAUGCCAUGGAAGCACCACCAAGUAUUUUGUGGAAAACAAGGAACAACUUGUUUCCCUGAGAAAGAGGAAAGUAAAAGAAUGAUUUAUGAGUAUCCAGUGAAAUCACUUUUCUGGCACCCGUGGCCGUGAGUGUUAAUGACAAAUCCAGAGGUAUAAAUAGCUGUGGAUGAAAAACCUUCAUCCCAUUCCCCAGUGAGCAACCAUGAAGACCUUCAUCUUCCUCGCUUUCCUAGGAGUUGCUGUCGCUUCCACCACUGAUGAUGAUGAUGACGACAAAAUCGUCGGGGGGUACACUUGUCAGGCGAAUUCAGUCCCCUACCAGGCAUCCCUGAACUCAGGCUACCACUUCUGCGGUGGCUCCCUCAUCAGCGACCAGUGGGUGGUGUCCGCGGCUCACUGCUACAAGUCCCGAAUCCAGGUGCGUCUGGGAGAACACAACAUUGAAGUCACUGAGGGCAAUGAACAAUUCAUUAAUGCUGCCAAGAUCAUCACUCACCCCAAAUACAAUAAAUCCACCAUGGAUAAUGACAUUAUGCUAAUUAAGCUGAGCUCAAAAGCCAAGAUCAGCUCUCAAGUGUCCACGGUCUCUCUGCCAAAAUCUUGUGCAUCUGUUGGUACUCAGUGUCUCAUCUCUGGCUGGGGCAACACCCUGAGCAGUGGCGUCAACUACCCUGAUCUCCUGCAGUGUCUGAAGGCUCCGGUCCUCUCUGACAGCACUUGCCGCAACUCCUACCCAGGCCAGAUUACUAGCAAUAUGGUCUGUGUGGGCUUCACGGAGGGUGGAAAGGACUCUUGCCAGGGUGACUCUGGUGGCCCUGUGGUCUGCAAUGGACAACUCCAGGGCGUCGUCUCCUGGGGCGAUGGCUGUGCUCUGAAAGGCAAACCUGGUGUCUACACCAAGGUCUGCAACUACGUGAGUUGGAUUCAACAGACCAUCGCUGCCAACUAGACACCUUUAUCUCUUCAUGUCUCAUCUCCUGUUAUACAGCUUCGCCUUCCUUCUAUGCCUGAAAACAGUACCUAAAUAAAAACAU